ACAGUCUACUCGAUUUCGCUGUUAACGGUCGCUCUGGAAUUUUCGGAUCCAGGUUUGCGAAGUGGAAGCUGAAUCUCACGGAAAUGGUGAAAGCUGUGCUCGGAGAAGAAACCCAACUCAAGUUAGCGGAGGAUCGUCUCUUCGAAUCUGGAGUGCCUGCUCAGGUGGGUCUCGUUAUAGGAAAGCUUAAUUGUGGUUUAGACCGAGGAUUUGUAUUCGAUUUGGUUCCUACGCCAACCAACGAUGCCGGUGAACAGGCUUGUCGGCUCUCUGAGGCUGGCAGAGAUGACAAGAAGGGUUCAAAGAAGAAAUCUCAGGCGGAAUCUUCACCUUUGGUGAUCGACGUGGAUUGGGUUGCUGAACACGCGCGUCAGGUAUCCAAAAUGCUAUUGGGUGGCAUGAAUGUGGUUGGAUUAUAUGCCUGGGCUUCUGAGAACUCAUUCAAGGCGUCUAACCUUGUACUUUAUCAGACUGUCAAGGCAGUUGCUGAUGCAGCACCUUUCUAUGACAGUGAUUUGGAUGAAAGGCUACUCGUUCAUAUUUCUUAUAGUCCAAGGAGGUGGAACUGCAGAAAUUGCAUUCUGGGUUCAAAUAUUUCAUCAAGCAGUCUACGGCCUUGUGAUUUCAAAAUGGGAAGGGUAUUAGCUUCCCUUCUGGCAUUUAGAUGCACGUACAACUUUGGCAUAAGACUGCCCAUUUUUCGUGAGGAUGUAUCAAGUACCAGCACAUUGAGAGAUGUUCUCUACAAUGGACUUCUAACUCAUGCCCAAGAGCUGAAAGGUGCAAAGGCUGUAAUUGAUGGAACAUUGGUGGCUGAAGAUGAGAUGAGCACUUCAGAUGGUAUACAUGAAAUUGAACUGCUUUUACCUUUCAUGAAGAGUGCACCUGCUGAAGGUUGUCGCCAAAAGGAGGUUGUGGGUGUUCUUGUCUUGACUGGAUCCAUAUGUUCUUUUGCAUACUUGAGCCCAAAGGAACCUGUUUCACAAGCUGUUGAUGAUAUAAAGGGGGAUAUCAUUAUGAGUAUGCGAAACAGAUUAGACAUCAUCUGUGAUGAGGCAGAGGGAGACGUUAAAGAUUCAACUGUUGAUGGGCACCAAGAAGAAAGCAAUGAGAAGUCAACUGAAAAAUCCAUCCUUCAACUUGUCUUGCAUUUAUCGAGGAAACCUUGUAGUCUUUUAUUUUCCCGAAGGGUUUUCAUCCCUUGGUUAGCGGGUGCCUUUAUUUGUGACUAUCUACAACCAUCAGAGACAGUUGAGGUUCUGAAAGAUCACUGCAAGGAAUUGAUGUCCAGGGAAGAUCUAAUAGAGGCCUCAACAAUUUUGGAACUAGAAACAGAAGCCAUCUCAUUGACAACAAAAUCUUUCUGGGAUGUAGUAGCUCCCAGUCCUUUAGCAUAUGGAUCUGAUUGCCAGUUAAAAGGAAAGGAUGAAAUACAUUCAGCAGGAAAAGAAAGUGGCAGAAAGUCUACUGCAUCACUUGAUUUCAACAUUGUAACUGCCAUUGCAUUUGCCCUAGUAUCAAUCCUAGUUGGUUUGGUAUUUUUCAUUCUCAAAACUUAGCUUGUAAACAGCAGCUUCAUCUAUAGUCAUUAAAUAAUGGAAGAUUC
Telopea speciosissima is the source of this 1606-nucleotide messenger RNA. RefSeq names its product protein odr-4 homolog. Bases 84 to 1559 code for a protein of 491 amino acids. Gene Ontology annotation, cellular component: endomembrane system. NCBI's taxonomy places the organism in Eukaryota, Viridiplantae, Streptophyta, Magnoliopsida, Proteales, Proteaceae. The transcript has 12 exons. Gene Ontology annotation, biological process: intracellular protein localization. The record is from RefSeq and is a predicted model, not a curated record.